AUGAAAAUAACUGAUCGAUCAACAGGACAAUCAACCGGUCUACAUCAAACAAUAAAACCCACUUAUUCCAUCCAAUCAAACAACGAUUGCAAAAUGCAACGCAUUGGUUGGUUCGAUGCAUUUCGGGAAAAUGGUGAUCCAACUUGGUUUGGUGAUAAUCGAACACCAGUGAUAUUCGAUUUACAAAUUGUUAUCCUAACAUCGAUAUUUAUUACACCAUUACUAGCUUUUCUAAUUAUUCUUCCCGGUGUACGACAUUAUCGAAUCGCAUCAACGAUUGCAUUCAUUUUGAGCAUUACUGUUGGCGCAAUUGUCUUAAGUCCAUUAGAACUAAUGAGAUUUCUAAAUAUGAUAAACAUUUUGCGUCAUUCAUAUUCAUCUAUUGAAAUCUUGUUUUGA
Molecule: messenger RNA, 399 nt
Organism: Loa loa (African eye worm)
Lineage: Eukaryota; Metazoa; Nematoda; Chromadorea; Rhabditida; Onchocercidae
Exons: 3
Coding region: 1-399 (132 amino acids)
Biological process (GO): protein transport
Cellular component (GO): endoplasmic reticulum membrane
Source: RefSeq, a predicted model, not a curated record